Messenger RNA from Diaporthe citri, 1662 nucleotides. RefSeq lists its product as uncharacterized. Gene Ontology annotation, biological process: regulation of DNA-templated transcription; DNA-templated transcription. Lineage: Eukaryota; Fungi; Ascomycota; Sordariomycetes; Diaporthales; Diaporthaceae. The coding region runs from base 1 to 1662 and encodes 553 amino acids. The transcript has 7 exons. Gene Ontology annotation, molecular function: zinc ion binding; DNA binding; DNA-binding transcription factor activity, RNA polymerase II-specific. The record is from RefSeq and is a predicted model, not a curated record.
AUGAGCGCCAACGGAAAGAGUCGUCGACAACCGUCCAGCUGCAUCAAUUGCAGACGCCGAAAGAUCAAGUGUGAGAAAUCACCGUCAAGGGACUGCGAAAGAUGCCAUCGCCUGGGACUGAGCUGCGCCGCGACCGACGAGGUUGUCGCCCGGCCUUACUAUCACACGUCCAAGGCGCAGUUCGAGCUCAUGGCAUCGACAGUGCGCCAUUUUUCGCCUGACAUUCCUCCGAGUGUGCCAGCCCUCCCGGAGAUGAGUCGCCCGCACCAUCAGUCUCUCGGCACAACACCGUCGAAAGCACAUGGGUUUGACGGCGCUUCAAGUCAUGCCGUUGUGCAAUCCAAGAUCAGCUCAUGCAUAGGGGACAGAUCUCCCAAAUUGGCAAUGCUGCAAGACCAAAGGGUUGAUCUGCUUGACGGUCGGCCUCUAGCCGGACUUCCGGCGAUUGGGCUCCCGGAUAGAAAGACCUGCGAGCAGUGUGGCCUGGCCUUCCUGAGGUCAGUCAACAGCGUCAUCUACUUCUUCAUCCCCGAGACGUUUUUCAAUUCGCUCGAGAUGAUAUACAGCGGGGGCAACACGCCGCUGUCCGUCCAAGUCAUCAUUCACCUCAUCGUGGCCCUAGUAGUGAAUUGCUCAACCGAGAGUUUUGAGUAUGCACGAAUGCAUAUGGAAAGCGUCAUCGAGGAGGGCAGCCUUGCAAGCGUUCAGACCAUCAUGCUCAUGGCUUUGUACAGGCAGAGGCACAACCAACGUCAUACCGGCUGGAUAACGCUGGGAAGCGCGACUCGAAUCCCUCAGUCGCUAGGCCUGUUCCUCAGGGUAGAAGAUGAAAGCCCGAUGGUGGCUGAGCAGAGGACGAGGCUGUGGUGGUCGUUAUACGAGUUGGAUCAGUGGAGCUCAUGCAUCCUGGGCAAGUAUUCGGACGCCACUUUCUACGCAGAGAGCGUUUUGCCACCCUCUGACACUAUCACCGCUGGCAUCACGAGUCCGCCUAUGUACGCAGCUGCUUCAGCACAGCUGGCAAAGUUCCUCUCCCGAGCCAUGAGGAGCAUCUUCCUGAAGCAGCAAUGCAGACAGCAGGAUGUAGAGAUGCUCGUCCACGACCUGAAGGCUUGGUGGACCACCCUGCCGGAUCACCUGACCAAAGAAACAAUCCCGGCAUCCUUUGCACGGGCGGUCCUCUAUCUCCGUCUCAGAUACCACUACAUUCUGGUCCUGAUCACGCGACUCUUCCUGGUCGACGCCGUCGUCGCCAAGGGGCGCCCAGCCAGGAUUGAAAUUACGACUCAGCACGUGGUAGCAUGCGAGAACCACAACGACGGGUCCAUGUCCACGCUUCUUGACAUGCAUUCGAGGGACCUGCUGAGCGACUUGUUCUGGUUCGACGCUCAACACAUUCUCUCGACGUCUUUGAUUCUUUUUCUGCGGGUCAUAGAUAACCCCUCUUCUGCCGAGUUGCGCAAAAGGGUGACAAGUAUGCAACAACUUCUGCAUCUGAUUCCAGGCAAGAUCCAAGCGCACGCAAAUGACUGCUUUCCCCGAAUUCUCGAAGAUAUUGACGCCCGCAGCGGCGAUGACCAGAUUACCGAGAUCACCUUUGAUUCUGUUGUGGCUGACCUGGAAUUGUUGGAUGAGUCUGAUUUGUUUCAAUUCACGACGUAG